Pediculus humanus corporis (human body louse) is the source of this 1056-nucleotide messenger RNA. RefSeq names its product Programmed cell death protein, putative. NCBI's taxonomy places the organism in Eukaryota, Metazoa, Arthropoda, Insecta, Psocodea, Pediculidae. Gene Ontology annotation, cellular component: cytoplasm; nucleus. The transcript has 2 exons. The coding region runs from base 1 to 1056 and encodes 351 amino acids. The record is from RefSeq and is a predicted model, not a curated record.
AUGACUAGUGAAAAAUCCAACGUGACUCUUGGGUGCAUUGAAAAAUGUGAAGAAACGUGGGCUUUGGAAAGUAGAUAUUUUCCAAGCAAAGUCGGCGGUCGUCCGGCAUGGUUGGAUUUAAAAAACAUUAACGUUGAUGUUUCUUGCACGAUUUGUUCGGAUCCUUGUUUGUUUCUUUGUCAAAUCUACGCUCCGAUUGAUUCACAACCCAGUGCUUAUCAUCGUACCAUUUUCGUAUUCGUUUGUAAAAACCCCAACUGUUGUAAAUCAAAUUCAAAUAAUAAUUUCAAAGUGUUCAGAUGUCAAUUGCCAUUAGUGAAUGAUUAUUACCCACCUGAAGAACCGACAGAUGAUCCUGAUUGGAGUACUGAUAGCAAAGUCGAGAAAUUUAAUGAUAUCUGUCACGUUUGUGGUUGUUUAGGUUCUUAUCAAUGUAGCAAAUGUAAACUUAUUAAAUACUGUUCGAAAAGUCAUCAAGUUUUCGAUUGGAAAACAAAUCAUAAAAACAUUUGCAAUAGUGUUGUUACUACUACUCCCACACCUGAAAAUUCAAACAACACAUUUAAUUUAUUAUUUCCUGAAUAUGAAAUUAUAGAAGAAGAAGAAGAAGAAGAAAAAUGUGAUGAUUCCGAUGAAAAUAUUACAGAAAAAAGAUUUAACGAUUUGAAACAGUUGUUAGAAGAAGGAAAUCUGCAAAAUGCAUCAGAUGAUCUUUUAAUGGAUUUGGAUAAUGGAAAAGAAUAUAAAUAUUUGAAACAUUUUAAAACAAAGUUAAAAUUAGUUCCUGAUCAAGUUGUCAGGUAUGACAGAGGAGGUACACCCCUAUGGAUAUCUGAACCCAAAUAUUCGAAUGAAGACAUACCGUUUUGUGAAGCGUGUAUGGGACCGAGACAGUUUGAAUUUCAAAUUUUACCAACAUUAUUAAGUUAUUUAGAUGUUGAUAAAUUGGAUGAUAGUCUCGACUGGGGAAAUCUUUUAAUUUACACAUGUAAAAAUAAUUGUGACGAAGGGCCUGCUUAUAAAAAAGAAUUUUUAUGGAAACAAGACUUGACAUGA